Messenger RNA from Sitodiplosis mosellana (orange wheat blossom midge), 4518 nucleotides. RefSeq lists its product as uncharacterized. NCBI's taxonomy places the organism in Eukaryota, Metazoa, Arthropoda, Insecta, Diptera, Cecidomyiidae. The record is from RefSeq and is a predicted model, not a curated record. Gene Ontology annotation, cellular component: endoplasmic reticulum. Gene Ontology annotation, biological process: positive regulation of ERAD pathway; response to endoplasmic reticulum stress. The transcript is spliced from 12 exons. Bases 800 to 4042 code for a protein of 1080 amino acids.
CGAACAAAAAAAAAAUAUACGUCAAAAAGUUGAAUUAUGUUUUGAUUGUUUCGCUUGGAAAAAAAAUUAGUAUUUUUUCUUUCGUUUUGACAUUGUUUGCAGAUAAAGCGAAGAAAUUGAAUAAAGCAACCCAUUGAUUGGUGUAAUUUAAAACAGUGUCUAGAAAAGUUAUUUGUCGCAACAAUUUGUGCAAAAUUUCGUCGAAAGAAGUAUAGAAAGAGAAAAAAAAAAUCACACACGAUAGCGAUAGAUCAAACAAAUACUUCCAGAAAACAGGUAAUUUCCAUGCAAUUCGAAAAGUGAGAUAGUGGGAAAGAGAAAGAGAGAGAGAGAGAGAGAGCGAAAUCGGAUCAAAUGUUGUGAAGUUUCAAUUUAUAUCAGCGUUCAAUUUGAAUUGAUCGCAGAGAAGAAGAAAAACUGCACGAAAAAAAAACAAAAAAAAAAAUCUUGGACGCAACCGAGUGCCGAAUUGUUUCACAAUUUUGAAAGUGUAUGCGAUCUUAUUUGACGGUGAAUUGUGUUUGAAACAGAUGAAAAAAAAACUAACCAGCGCUUCGUUUUAGUGUCAACAUCUUGAAUACAUUUCGUUGCCACGCGAUUCGAUUGCAUUGCUAAUAGCCUCAUUCGAUAUUUCUGUGUUCAUCAAACACAACAUAACAUGUCAAUUAGCAGGACCUAAAACAAGCAACUAAUAUCAGCCAACGAUUUGAAUUUCAAGGGUUUUAUUUACAUACCACACAAAUACAGAGGAUACUUAAUCUUCACGUCAGCCAGUGGCAACUGGGCUGUUUCAAAUAUAAUGACGGACACCAACAAUGGUUUACCGCCUGAUGUGAAUCCUGAAAAUAAUCCACGCCUAGACACUCCGCUCAUCAAUAAUAACAACAUUUUCAAUAACAAUACCAAUCGAUCGCGCAACAGUCAAAACUCAUUGAUCAGCGUACGAGAUAGGCUCUUCCAUGCUCUUUUCUUUAAAAUCGCUUUAGCCUAUUCACAAACGGUGCCGGGGCCUGUGCGACGGAUCAUCGAGUUCUUCUUCUUAGUCAAGGCGUUGAUUGCUUUUUUCAUCUUAGUCUAUAUUCAUAUAACUUUUUCACAAACUCCAGCCACAUGCUUAGAACAUAUGAAAACAAAAUGGCCACGCGAUGGAAUCCUUCGGGUGGAAAUUAUUCGGCUGUCCGAUAAAUCGUUUAAAGAAACCAUCAAAGAUGCUGAACUAUCCAGCUAUCGAUCGACCACAAAAGAAGGUUACGUAAGUUUGGAUCCAUCAAAACCGUUGCCUCAUGAAUUCGAAGAGGGUAAAUUAAGUCGAUACAAUGAUAAUUUGCGUCAAAAAUAUGUGACCAAUGUGGAUAUUGUGGCGGGUGGCGAACAACCAAACGAAGCUGUUAAUGAGCACGAAGCAAAAAUCGUAUCCCAAUAUGCUGAUGCAAACGACAGUGUGAUACUGAAUAAAACCGAAUUUCGUGAAAUUUUGAUGAACGCUUUAAAUAUCAAUAACGUUACAACAAAUGAUUUACCAAAAUCAAAUAGUAUCAAUGGUAUAGGCAAGCCAAGUAAUGCGCCGAUUUCGGAUAGUAAUCGAUUUAAAAGCGUCAAAAGUCCGGAAAUUAAAGCAUCUUAUGAACACAGCACUUCAUCACCAAUACCAGCAACAACAACAACGACAACGACGACAACGACAACAGAUGAUGUAAUUUACCUAAAUCAAACGAUCGAAAAAUCAUCGUCGCCGACACUGGCAAGUGAUGCUCAGAAAAAGACCAACCCCAUAUCGCUCGACACACCGGAAGUUGACAAACUAUUGAACGAAGUGUGGCCGGAGGAGAAUUACAUCGUUGAAUAUUCAUUGGAAUAUGGUUUCUUGCGUUUGUCAUCGGCGACACGUGAACGUCUUAAAAUACCGAUUCAAGUCGUAAAUCUGGAUCCUGAUAAAGACAAAUGCUUUGGUGAUCCAUUAAGUCGUUUCAUUCUGAAGGAAUUUCUUGGAUACGACGAUUUAUUGAUGGCAUCGGUUAAAGUGCUUGCCGAAGAGGAGAACAACAAAGGCUAUCUGAGAAACGUUGUCACUGGCGAACAUUAUCGUUUUGUAUCUAUGUGGUGGAUGGCACGUGGCUCAUAUCCGGCUGCAUUUUUCAUUAUGAUUUUAUUCACGGUGUCAAUUUCGAUCCUAUUGCGUUAUUCACAUCAUCAAAUAUUCGUAUUCAUCGUGGAUUUGCUGCAGAUGCUUGAGUUCAAUGUAUCGGUUCGAUUUCCUGCCGCUUCGUUGUUUACCGUCAUUUUGGCCUUAUGUGGGAUGGAAGCAAUUAUGUCGGAGUUUUUCAACGACACAACUACCGCAUUCUACAUCAUUUUGAUUGUAUGGAUUGCAGAUCAAUACGAUGCCAUUUGCUGUAUUACGCCAAUCACCAAACGACACUGGCUGAGAUUUUUCUACCUGUAUCACUUUUCUUUUUAUGCAUAUCAUUACCGAUUCAAUGGCCAAUACAGCAGCUUAGCGUUGACAACAUCGUGGCUUUUCAUCCAGCAUUCGAUGAUAUAUUUCUUCCAUCACUAUGAAUUGCCUGUGAUUAUUCAACAAGCCCAAGUGCAGCAGAUACUUCGGUUGCGAACACGUCAAAGGCAUCAGCAACAAAAUGGUAACGGUGCACACGGUGCAACGAAUAAUGCGUCCAACAUAAGAAAUGGUUCGAAUGCAGCAAAUCAAGCGAAUAACGAUACAAUGGGUAACAAUCAAACGAACAAUAAUGGCAACAGUCCCAAUAACAAUAACCGUCGCAAUGGCAAUUUGCUCACAACGAUUUCGUUCAUUUUGAGCUUACAAAUGGCCACUACGCUAUUCAACUAUGCGACACGUUUGAUUGGAGCGCUUCAAGGUCGGCUAACGAAUGAUGUACUCGGCACGGCCGCAUUUUUCAACAAUAAUAAUGACAACAGCUUAAACAACAAUAACAAUAAUAAUCCAACGGCAAACAUCACACGCUUACGCAUUAACCUGAGCCGAUUGCGACGUAUUAAUUUGGCUGGCAUACAAAUUAAUCCAAUCCAAAUUAAUCCGGCCGAUGGCACUGGAAAUAUUCGCAUCGAUAGAGAUGAAACAGCCAACGGUGUUGGACCAAUGGACGAAAAUAGUAUGGCCGCUGCUGCCGUUGCCACCGCAUCGUCAUCGGCAGCAACCAGCCAAACGAAUCACCGUGAGGCACACGAUGAUGAAUCAAAUUGUCAAUUGCAUCAUGAAUUGAACAACAGUAACAAUGACACAAAAUCCAAUGAAAAUACAUUUGACCAGAUUGCUACCGAUGACUUUGACAUCAUCGAUGCAAACGAUGGAAUCGAGGUAAAACCAAACAAUGAAUUAACCAAUGCGGCCGCAUUUGAUAAAGCCAAACUCGCAUCACAAUUGGCCGACAAAACAUCAUUCUAUCGUAUUGACCGGACCCACGACGGAUCAUCACUUGAUUACGAUAUACAAAUUCAAUCAAUUGAUCCGAGUCCAUCAAAUUUGAAAAUUGAAGAUCCGUGCAAUACUACAGCAAUAAGCAAUGAUGUAAAUCAUUUGACAAUGAAUGCACCGUGUAUAGCUAACGAUAUGAAUUCAACGGGCCCAAUCAACGCUGGCAACGGUGAUGGGCUGUAUUUUCGACAACGGUCGAAUAUAACGUCGACACAUCAAACCGAACCGUGCGGCCAAAUCACAUCUUUAGACGAAUUUUCAGCUGAAAGUCAUAGUUGGAUACAGGGUGAUAGAGGAGAUCUUAGUUUAGCAAAUACAGAUAUUGGCAUUUGUACAGAAUUAGAAGGAGCAAAAACGUCAUCAUCACAUGCCGCUACAGCGGCACCUGCACUGGGCGAAUCGUCGAGUCAGCGAAAGAAUGUCACAAUCACAACAUCACCAAAUACGACAUUCGACGACGUGGCCGAUACGACGACGACGACGACAACGACAACGACAACGACAACGACAACGACGGUGGCACUGGCCGACAAAAACAUUCUGACAACAACAAAAAACAACAUUGAUGGUCCAUACGCAUACAUAUAAAAUGUUGAAAGAGAGAAGAAGAAAAAAGAAAAGAAAAAUGAAUAAGAAAUAAAACGCGUCCACAGAAUAUAAAGUUCAAAAUUGGAACAUUAACUGAAACACACAGCGUUUCGGGCCACACACCGGAAAUAAGUUUGUUUGUUACGUUUAGCCAUGGUUCCGGUGCAAAAAGUAUAUGUGCGAGCGAGCGAAAGAGAAGUGAGGGAUGGAUGGAUGGAUGGAUGGAGAGACAGAGAUAAAACCGAUUUGAUUUCAGCGAGAAUGAAAGUUCUUUUGUGUUAGCACUUCAGGUUUCACUCAUGCAAAAUUCUUCAUUUGUACUUUCAUUUCUUCUUCAUUCUUUUCUUUUUGUAUUCUUUUCGAAAUUGAGCGCAGCAGUUCAGUUUAUUUUUCCUUUUCGUAUGUAUUGUUGUUAAGAAUUGUUCAAUCGAUUGGUAUAAGAGUAUGUAUAAAAAAUAUAUAUUUAUUGAAAAUAC